CCCAACUAGAAAUUGCCCCUCACCAUAUUUCUCCUCUCUUUCCUCAUUGCUUCCCCCCUCCCCCUCAUCGGCAAAACUCCACUUCUCUUUGUCCAAUUCGAGCAAUUUAUUCCCGCCCGAACCACUCACUCUCCGUACUUUCCACCACUUUCUUUUCAUCUUCCAUCAUCUCUCUUCUCUUCUUAUAUCUCGCUCCAUCUGCCUUCCCCUGGCUCUGUUUCAGCUACCAUCUUUAAUCAUAUACCCAUCAUCACAAUGGCCGACACCGUAGGAAAGACCAUCACCUGCAAGGCUGCCGUCGCCUGGGGCGCCGGAGAGCCUCUCUCCAUCGAGGACAUUGAGGUCGCACCUCCCAAGGCCCAUGAGGUCCGCAUCCAGAUCCACCACACCGGUGUCUGCCACACAGAUGCCUACACGCUCUCUGGAAAGGACCCCGAGGGUGCUUUCCCCGUCGUCCUCGGUCACGAGGGUGCCGGUAUCGUCGAGUCCGUCGGCGAGGGCGUCACCUCCGUGAAGCCCGGUGACUAUGUCAUCGCACUGUACACCCCCGAAUGCCGGGAGUGCAAGUUCUGCAAGUCCGGCAAGACCAACCUCUGCGGCAAGAUCCGCGCCACGCAGGGCAAGGGUGUCAUGCCCGACGGCACCUCCCGCUUCAAGGCGCGCGGCAAGGAUCUCCUGCACUUCAUGGGCACCUCAACCUUCUCGCAGUACACGGUGGUGGCCGACAUCUCGGUGGUGGCAGUGACCCCCAAGAUCCCCACGGAUCGGUCCUGUCUGCUGGGCUGCGGUAUUACCACGGGCUACGGUGCCGCCGUGGAGACGGCCAAGGUCGAGGAGGGUUCCAACAUCGCCGUCUUCGGUGCGGGCUGCGUGGGUCUGUCCGUCAUCCAGGGUGCGGUCAAGAACAAGGCCGGCAAGAUCAUUGUUGUCGAUGUCAACGACGGCAAGGAGGCGUGGGCCCGCAAGUUCGGCGCCACCGACUUCGUCAACCCCACCAAGCUCAGCGGCAAGACGAUCCAGGAGCAGCUGAUCGACAUGACCGACGGCGGUUGCGACUACACCUUCGACUGCACGGGCAACGUGGGCGUGAUGCGGGCGGCUCUGGAGGCGUGCCACAAGGGAUGGGGACAGAGCAUUGUCAUCGGUGUUGCUGCUGCUGGCCAGGAGAUUUCGACCCGCCCAUUCCAGCUGGUUACCGGCCGUGUGUGGAAGGGAUGUGCCUUUGGUGGUAUCAAAGGCCGCACGCAGCUGCCUGGCCUGGUUGACGACUAUUUGAACGGCCAGCUGAAGGUGGACGAGUUCAUUACGCACCGGGAGAAGUUGGCGGACAUCAACACUGCGUUUGAGCAGAUGAAGCAGGGUGAUUGUGUGCGUUGUGUGGUUGAUAUGUCUUAAACUUGUUUGAAAAUUGUGAGGAGUACAUGUGCAAUAUGACUGACUGAUACCACGAGCGCAAGAUAUGAACUGUUCGAUAGUGUAGUAUCUGUAAGGAGUCUCAG
Molecule: messenger RNA, 1499 nt
Organism: Aspergillus saccharolyticus JOP 1030-1
Lineage: Eukaryota; Fungi; Ascomycota; Eurotiomycetes; Eurotiales; Aspergillaceae
Product: bifunctional alcohol dehydrogenase/S-(hydroxymethyl)glutathione dehydrogenase
Exons: 6
Coding region: 256-1395 (379 amino acids)
Biological process (GO): formaldehyde catabolic process
Cellular component (GO): cytosol
Molecular function (GO): S-(hydroxymethyl)glutathione dehydrogenase [NAD(P)+] activity; zinc ion binding
Source: RefSeq, a predicted model, not a curated record